AUGUUUCAGUUGCCAAUGCUGAAUUUCAGCCCCCAGCAGGUAGCGGGGGUGUGUGAGACUUUGGAGGAAAGCGGCGACAUCGAGCGCCUCGGUCGGUUCCUGUGGUCGCUGCCUGUGGCCCCCGCCGCCUGCGAGGUGCUAAACCGGAACGAGUCGGUGCUGCGAGCGCGCGCCAUCGUAGCCUUCCACACCGGCAACUUCCGCGAGCUUUACCACAUCCUGGAGAACCACAAAUUCACCAAAGACUCUCAUUCGAAACUGCAAGCGCUGUGGCUCGAGUCGCACUACCGGGAGGCGGAAAAGCUCCGGGGCCGUCCGCUAGGGCCAGUAGACAAAUACAGGGUGCGGAAGAAGUUUCCACUGCCCAAAACUAUUUGGGAUGGAGAACAAAAGACUCACUGCUUCAAAGAAAGGACCAGACAUUUGCUGCGGGAAUGGUAUCUGCAGGACCCUUAUCCGAACCCGAGCAAAAAGAGGGAGCUUGCACAAGCCACAGGACUUACUCCUACUCAAGUGGGCAACUGGUUUAAAAACCGAAGACAAAGGGACAGAGCAGCAGCCGCGAAGAACAGGUUACAACAGCAGGUGUUGACUAACGGUUCGGUUACGGCGGAGGACGGCGCUGCAGAUCGGCUCGGUAACGCGUCCAGCCCGGAAGCCGGCCUGUCAAGCCAAGCUGCUGCUUCCGCCAUUUCCAUCACGUCGAGUGACAGCGAAUGUGACAUCUAA
Neoarius graeffei (lesser salmon catfish) is the source of this 729-nucleotide messenger RNA. RefSeq names its product SIX homeobox 6b (gene six6b). The record is from RefSeq and is a predicted model, not a curated record. NCBI's taxonomy places the organism in Eukaryota, Metazoa, Chordata, Actinopteri, Siluriformes, Ariidae. Bases 1 to 729 code for a protein of 242 amino acids. Gene Ontology annotation, cellular component: transcription regulator complex; nucleus. Gene Ontology annotation, molecular function: DNA-binding transcription factor activity, RNA polymerase II-specific; RNA polymerase II cis-regulatory region sequence-specific DNA binding. Gene Ontology annotation, biological process: regulation of transcription by RNA polymerase II; eye development. The transcript is spliced from 2 exons.